AUGGGGAGCCUGUUUAAUGAGAGCGCUGAUGCCGAUAUCCAUUUCUUGUUUCGGCCAAUCAGGCUGAAAAAUGGCCAGUGCCUGCCUGUGAUUGGUUCAGUCAAAGCAGGAACGCCCCCGAAGGACAAUCUUCUGGAAGUUUUACGGGGGCUACACGAGUCCCUGCCUUGGGGUUAUGGUGGGGUGGAGUUACUGUUGGUGCUGUGUAACCUGGAUCUAUCUCUGCCUUGCCCUCGCCACUGCAUCUGCUACACUUCACCCAGCACCGUCUCCUGCCAGGCCCACAACUUCCAUGCCGUGCCCGAGGGCAUCCCCGCCCAGAGCGAGCGCGUCUUCCUGCAGAACAACAAGAUCCAGCGGCUGCUUCGUGGCCACUUCUCGCCCACCACCACCAUGUUGUGGCUUUACUCCAACAACAUCUCCUACAUACAGCCAUCCACAUUCCACGGCUUUGACCGCCUAGAGGAGCUCGACCUCGGGGACAACAAGCACCUGAAGGCCAUCGCUUCUGACACCUUCCUGGGCCUGGGCCGGCUACACGCCCUGCACCUCUAUCACUGUGGCCUGAUCAGCCUGCCUCCAGGGAUCUUUGCAGGCCUCCAUAAUCUCCAGUAUCUCUACCUACAGGACAACCAGUUGGAGUUCCUGGAGGACGACCUGUUCAUUGACCUGCUGAACCUCAGUCAUCUCUUCCUGCAUGGCAACCGACUGUGGAGCCUUCGCCAGAACACCUUUCGUGGUCUGGGGGUCUUAGACCGCCUGCUUCUCCACCAGAACCGAAUCCAGUGGAUUGACCGCCAGGCUUUCCAUGACCUGCGGCGCCUCACCACCCUGUACCUGUUCAAUAACUCCCUGACUGAGCUGUCUGGUGCCAGCCUCACUCUACUGUCAUCCCUGGAGUACCUUCGCCUCAAUGACAACCCCUGGGAGUGUGACUGCAAGGCCUUGUCACUUUGGGAUUGGCUGCGGAGGUUCAGAGGCUCCACCUCUUCACUAAAUUGUGUUUCACCACCGGAGCUGGAGGGGAAGGACCUCAAAGCAGUGAAGAAAGAGGAGCUGCCCAGUUGCUUAUCAGGUGAGGGUCAUGCACGAGGUCCCCCAGGUGAGGAGAUGGAGCACGGGGAGUCUUUAAACCACCUGAAUCGUCACCGAAGUCAUCACAACCACCAUCAGCGGCCAUACUUGCCCCACGGGGACCAGUACAGCUUGCCCUCUCCCUCGCCGCUGCCACGGCCACCCAAAGGAGGCCGCAGAAACUGUACCCGCCGGGGCCGCAAGGUCAAAGGGGGGCUCAAUGAGGUGCAAGUACUAAGGGAGGGGGGUGAGAAAGACUAUUCUCCAGAUGGUAAAUAUGACCUGUCUGCAACUGCAAGGAGGAAGAACAAGUGCAUCCCAAGAACUUCGGUCGGCCCACCAAGCGGGGUCCAGAGAGCUAAUAAUAAAGCAGGGUCACACUUUGCAGAUUCUGGUUUCUGCUUCGCAUCGGCUCUGCUGCUGUCACUCGUCUCUGUGAUCCUCCGCUGA
Molecule: messenger RNA, 1524 nt
Organism: Scomber scombrus (Atlantic mackerel)
Lineage: Eukaryota; Metazoa; Chordata; Actinopteri; Scombriformes; Scombridae
Gene: rtn4rl1a
Product: reticulon-4 receptor-like 1
Exons: 4
Coding region: 1-1524 (507 amino acids)
Cellular component (GO): plasma membrane
Molecular function (GO): protein binding
Source: RefSeq, a predicted model, not a curated record